This is a messenger RNA of Rhipicephalus microplus (southern cattle tick), 1290 nucleotides long. RefSeq lists its product as uncharacterized. Lineage: Eukaryota; Metazoa; Arthropoda; Arachnida; Ixodida; Ixodidae. Gene Ontology annotation, molecular function: nucleic acid binding. The record is from RefSeq and is a predicted model, not a curated record.
AUGAAGUGCCGAAUGAAGGUGCACGUUUUCGGCAACAGUCCCUCACCCGCGGUCUCUACAUAUGGGCUUCGGCGAACUGCUCAAGAGGCUGUUCAACAAUUCGGUGAAGAUGCAAGGGGGUUCGUCCAGCGAGACUUCUACGUCGAUGAUGCACUCAAGUCUCUUUCGUGUGAGGAAGACGCCAUCAGUUUGUUGCAGAGAAUGCAAAAAAUGCUUUGUACAGCUAACAUAACGCUGCACAAGAUUGCCUCAAACAGGCAGAAUGUGCUGAAUGCAUUUUCUCCACAAGACCGUGCGCAGGGACUGAAAAGUCUUGACUUGAACAAAGACACAUCAAAUAUGCAGAGAAGCCUCGGUCUACUUUGGGAUGUAGACAACGACACCUUCGUCUUCAGAGCUCCUCUUCAAGACCAGCCCUAUACACGGCGAGGGGUGCUGUCGACCGUCAACAGUCUGUUUGACCCACUGGGGUUCGUGGCACCUGUAACGGUUCAGGGAAAGCACCUGCUCCGUGACCUCGUGACGGAAGGUUAUGACUGGGACACGCCACUUUCGGAUGCAAAUAAACAAAGUUGGGAUGAAUGGAAGAAUUCUCUACAAGCACUUAAUUGCCUACGUGUGCGGAGAACGUAUGUACCGCACUCAACUUCUGAAGCUGCCACUAGAGAAAUUCACGUGUUCUCAGAUGCGUCCACGAGUGCCAUCGCCGCGGUAGCGUACUUACGGGUAAUCGACAAGCAAGGAAACAAACAUGUCGGAUUUGUCAUGGGAAAGGCGAAGCUCGCGCCGAAACCAGACCACACAAUCCCAAGGCUGGAGUUGUGUGCAGCGGUCCUUGCUGCAGAAAUGGCCGAUGCCAUACUACGGGAGUUAGACUUCCAGCCGAGUUCUGUCACAUUUUACACAGACAGCAAGGUAGUUCUGGGAUACAUACACAAUAAAACGCGAAGAUUCUAUGUGUACGUAGCUAACAGAGUUCAGCGCAUACGUGCCAGCACACGACCGGGUCAGUGGAAGUACGUGUGUACGGAAGAAAAUCCAGCAGACCACGCCACCAGACCAAUUCCAGCAGCGCAGCUCGAGAAGACGAACUGGUUUUCAGGACCCGACUUUCUCACUCAACCUCAAGGGGAAGCAUCAUCAUCAUGUUUCAAGCUUAUAGACCCUAAUGAAGACGAAGAGGUACGUCCUGAGGUCCGCACCUUCGUGACGAAAACAAACCAGCGACAGCAACUAGGAGCUGAAAGUUUUGGAGAUGGAGCUCACUCACACGAGCUGUGGCUGGCAUAG